AUGGCACUUCCACUACUUUCGAGAAAGGCAAUCGAGGCGCACAACACAGAGACGUCGUGUUGGGUGACGCUCUACCACCGGAAGGUGUACGACAUCAGUGGGUUCCUCGAGGAGCACCCUGCCGGGCCCGAGGUGAUCAUGGAGUACGCAGGGAAGGACGUGACGGAGAUUCUGGCCGACCCGGAGUCGCACGUGCACUCGGAGAGCGCCUACGAGAUGCUCGACGACGGCAUGCUUGUGGGCUACUUGGCGACCGAGGAGGAGGAGCGGGAGUUGCUUGCGAAGCACGCAGACAUGGAGGUGGUUCCCGACGUGGGUGUUGGGGAGGACGGGAUGCGGAUUGCGGACUUGACCGAGUUCGGCGACAUCCCAGACGACUUGCUGCACGUGAAGACCGACCACUCGGAGGACUACAAGAAGCACAAGUUCUUGGACUUGGACAAACCGUUGAUCAUGCAGGUGUUGCGGUCGAACUGGACGAGGGAGUUCUACAUCGACCAGAUCCACCGGCCGAGACACUACGGAAAGGGCUCGGCGCAGUUGUUCGGCAACUUCCUCGAGCCGCUCUCGCUCACCCCCUGGUGGGUCGUCCCCUCCGUGUGGUUGCCCGUGGACUUCUACAUCCUCUACGUGGCCGCCACGCACUUGAGCCCCAUCGUGACGCUCACCUUCUGGGCCAUCGGCCUUUUUGUGUGGACCUUGAUCGAGUACUGCAUGCACCGCUUCUUGUUCCACUUGGACGACAACUUGCCUGACAACAGCGUCGCCUUCACCUUCCAUUUCCUCAUGCACGGCGUGCAUCACUACCUCCCUAUGGACAAGAUGCGGUUGGUUAUGCCUCCUACGCUCUUCUGCGUCUUGGCGUUCCCCUUCUACAAGGUCAUCUUUGGCAUCUUCCCCUUCUACAUUGCGUGUGCAGGCUGGGCCGGCGGGUUUCUCGGUUACAUCAUGUACGACGUGACCCACUACUUCUUGCACCACGUGAAGUUGCCUGCGUACAUCCAGAAGUUGAAGAAGUACCACUUGGAGCACCACUACAAGAACUACCGGUUGGGUUUCGGCGUCACCUCCAUGUUCUGGGACAGGGUCUUCCACACGUACUUGAACCCUGAUGAUGUCUACGAAAAGCAAAACUGA
Pichia membranifaciens NRRL Y-2026 is the source of this 1137-nucleotide messenger RNA. RefSeq lists its product as hypothetical. NCBI's taxonomy places the organism in Eukaryota, Fungi, Ascomycota, Pichiomycetes, Pichiales, Pichiaceae. Gene Ontology annotation, cellular component: membrane; endoplasmic reticulum. Gene Ontology annotation, molecular function: iron ion binding; fatty acid 2-hydroxylase activity; heme binding. Gene Ontology annotation, biological process: lipid biosynthetic process; fatty acid metabolic process. The transcript has a single exon. The coding region runs from base 1 to 1137 and encodes 378 amino acids. The record is from RefSeq and is a predicted model, not a curated record.